GACGCGCAACAAAAAUAAAAGAGGGGAAGCAGAGGGGCUGAGCGCCGCCGGCCACAUCAACAUUUCGGCGGCCACACCAAGAUUUCGGCGACCACGGGAGGGGCGGCGCGUCUCAACUGCCUUCUUUCUAGCCAUACGGGCGGCCCGGCAACUCAAGCAGUCCACGGGCGCGUGGAGCACGAGAGCGGCGGCGACGACUCCGGCGACCACGGCGCGGCAACUCCGUGCGCUCGUCAUGGUGGUUCUGCUCCGACUCGGGCUCUAGGUACUCUGCCAUUGCCUAUCUGCAAUCCGAGCCCGGCCGGGAGUCAGCCCACUUCUUCUUCAUAAAUAAGAGGAGGGAGGGAUUCGAAGCCCUCUCACAUCCUAGAUCUGGAUUCCAGUCACAUUGUCGUGUCCUUGCCCUUCCGUUGGCAACCUCGUAACUAUCAGAAUCAAAAAAUCAAUCUUUAGAUCCAGUUAGAAGAACAUGUCCAAGCGUCAGCACUCGCACCUCGACGGCGACCGCACCGGAAAAAGGCCGCGGCGUGCGCCCAAGAAGCACCUCUACCUGGUGCUGGAUGAUUGGGACACGGGCUUCAGCAUCUACAAGGUUGAUGCCGACACUUUGCAAGAUACCCGCACCAGCGACGUGCAGUUUGGGUUCCCUGACCCUCCCGUCCUCCGGUUUCCCGUGCCAGUACGCCAUCUUGGCAUGAGCUUCACGGCCUUUGGUAACAGCAUCUUCAUCGCCACCAACCCACACUGUCCACAGACUCCCAUCCUCCUAUAUGAUACCGAGAUAGCGGGAAUCACAAUCGGGCCAAGCCUACCACGUUCACUGCUUGGUGGCAUUGACAUCUCUGUGGCCGCCGGUGAUGCGUUGUAUGCAUUGACAUCUCGCCAUGCCGGCGAGCAGCACUCUUUUGAGGCCAUGUCAUGGGCAGCCACGGGAAGCGAUGAGAUGUGGGAUCCACGGCCAGCCAUGGACUGGUCCUGGAAAAGUGUGCCGUCGCCACCGCCAUUUGCCAGGGAUGAUAUAAUUUCCUCUUACGCGCUGCACCCGGACGGGCACACCAUAUUCAUGUCUGCACACGACAGUCUUUAUCAACAUGUUCCAAAGGGUACCUUCUCAUUCGACACCAAGCGCUCUGAGUGGAGGUGGCAUGGGGAAUGGGCUCUGCCUUUCCAAGGGCAAGGCUACUACGACAGCGAGCUAGGCGCAUGGAUUGGGCUCCGUAAAGACGGGUACAUUUGUGCCUGUGAAGUUGCCUCCCGCAGCCGCGAAAGUGCUGUGCAGCCAUAUUGUAAGAUUGCGAAGGAGAAGUUGUUCCUCAAAGUCCCGGAGCGGCGACUGGCAGCAACAAGGGCCACCCUCGCGUACAUGGGCAACAGCAACUUUUGCCUUGUCGAUUGUGUGCAGCGCGAGGGAGUGGAGCCUACAUGCGUCUUCGAUUGUUGCGUGCUCCAUAUGAGCACGUUUGGGCUUAAGUAUGAUCACAGAGGAGAGCUGCAAACCACGCGCCACUGCUCUAACUCUUGUGUAGUGUCUAAGCAUAUCCUGUCCUUUUCUCCUGCAGUGUUCUGGAUGUAAGAGGUGUUUUGCUUGUUUUAUGCAAGACCUGCUGUGUAAUCGUGAUGUAAGCUGCUGUGAUAUGUGGCACUACUACGAAGAGAAAUAAAAAGAAGUUGGUUCCCUUUUGCAAUUUUCUUGAACCUGAGCCUGGACAUGGUCACAUGUUUCAAGAACUAGAAGCGCUGUACUUUUGCUGCUUGCGAGACAGGGAUUAGAAAAUGUGGUGCAACUAAAGAAGUGUUUAUUCAAUUUUUUCCUCCAAAGAUUAGAUAAUCCUGUAUCUAACUGCCAUGAUCACUCUUUCACAACUAAGAGUCUAAGAUCCCCAUGUCUAGAAAGACAAAUAUUUAGGAACGGAGGGAGUAUAUCUUAUUUCAGGAUUAGUGGCAGGGAAGUGUCUAGUCAUCUCUCUUCAGGUAGUCAUCAGAAAAACAAUGGCAGGGAAGCGGGAUUAAUGGCAUGGAUAGAUAGGUAGAAUAAAACCUUGAACGCAGUACCUGUGUUAUACGUUAACAUGUUUUCUCAAGAUCCUCAUGUACUACCUUAUAUUUUCAUGCAUAAGGAGUUAGGUUUGGAUGGAACCCAAGCUUUCCAAUGUUGUUGCAGAUCUCUUUUCGGUAUAAAGCCCGAAAUUGCCAGCGGAUGGCCAGUGAGCUAAAAAAAACCGAAAGAAUGGUCAUACACACUCCUCUUAUAGAUAGGAUGAACAAAGAACAAAAGGCAGUUUGAAACAGCAUAGUGUCGGCUGUCAAAAGUUGUUUGCAUGACAUAGCAGUAACAGCUUAACAAUGGCUUCGGACAUGAGUUAUUUCCAAGGAACAAUAGACCAGGAAGCUCUUGCAAGUUGCAACCCCUUUUAGUGUUUGUUGUUCACCCUCUGGAACAAUUCAUGCCCCAACUAGAAGACGAUGGUUAUAGUUUCACCUGAAACUGUUUGAGCUGUACAAUGUCCAAAAAAUGGUGGAGUCAUAUAUUAAAAAUAGUAAGUAUAUUUUUGUAUUUUUGCUAUGAGGAAAUCCUUCCUCUUUCUUCCAACCAAUAUGAUGGAAAAUUCUGCAGACUGUUCACCUUUGGAAUGUCUGCAGAACAUGAUUACUUCAUUAGCAAAUUGUAGCUUCUACCUCCAACCAUCAUAUUCAACUGUUUAUACCUAUGACUGUUACACUGACAAGCUCGAUCAGCAUUGUAGUUGAAAA
Molecule: messenger RNA, 2751 nt
Organism: Triticum aestivum (bread wheat)
Lineage: Eukaryota; Viridiplantae; Streptophyta; Magnoliopsida; Poales; Poaceae
Exons: 2
Coding region: 470-1573 (367 amino acids)
Source: RefSeq, a predicted model, not a curated record